Alternaria atra is the source of this 612-nucleotide messenger RNA. RefSeq lists its product as uncharacterized. The record is from RefSeq and is a predicted model, not a curated record. NCBI's taxonomy places the organism in Eukaryota, Fungi, Ascomycota, Dothideomycetes, Pleosporales, Pleosporaceae. The transcript has a single exon. Bases 1 to 612 code for a protein of 203 amino acids.
AUGGCCCUCUUUCAACUCCCUCCUCAGAUCAUAACACUGCAAAUCCCACUCCUCUACUUGAUCAACAUUCUCGCUCUCGCCGCCGGACCCAAUCACCACGUCCUUCGCGUUUCCAUCACUCUGCCACUCGUUAUUCUACUCAUCACCCAGUCUUUGUAUAGAGAAUGGUAUGCUGGUUGGGGAAAUCACUAUGCUAUCAAUUGUACGGUGUGGAGUGUUGUGUUCAACUAUGUUGAUUGGGUUUUGCUGGGUAAUCCGGAUAGAGAAGGGUGGUACAAGAUAAGAUAUAAGAACGAUGGGAAGAACGGAGAUGACGACAAAGACGAGAAGAAAGCGGAGGUUUCAAUGAAGACGUAUGAAGACGAACCAGGUGGUGCAGGAAGGACAUUCCCGAGUAGAAUUUGGUGGGCGCUUCGUCUCGCCACAACAAAUCGGUACACGGGAUGGAGUAACCAAGUCAAGAACGUGUACAUGGAAGUACCGGCUGACUACCCCCGUCUGUAUGUCUUCCGUGUUCAACCCCUCCUUCCCCUCGCCUCUAACAGGACUAAUUCCACUCCAGCAACUUCAUCGCUCGUAAAACCCUACGAACACUCAUCUUCUACUUCCUAA